AUGCGAAAUUUAACAUAUAAUUCAGCAAAAACAAUAGCGGAAGGAAAUUUAUCCAAUCUGACUAGUAUACGCCAUCGGAGCGGUCGAGCAGGUCGUUUUUUGGAUGAGCAUGGUUUUGGUUGGCUUCUGGAAGUGAAUGAUGAUGAAGAACCGAAGCCUUUGUUUGAAGAAUUGGAUGUCGAUUUUAAAGACAUUUAUUAUAAAGUUCGAUGCGUACUUUUACCUCUGCCAUAUUUUCGCUUGAAGCUGAGCAUUGUAAGAGAUUCACCCGAUUUUUGGGGGCCGCUUAUUGUAGUGCUUAUUUAUGCACUUUUAUCUAUAUAUGGACAACUCAGUGUAAUUUCUUGGAUUUUAACUAUUUGGCUAAUUGGGUCAUUUUGUAUCUUUUUUCUUGCUAGAGCAUUGGGAGGAGAAGUUGGUUAUUCGCAGGUUCUUGGAAUUGUGGGUUAUUGUCUCAUUCCGUUGGUUGUUGUUGUUAUUUUGAUGCCCAUGUUUUCUAGGAUUAAGUUGAUAACUUAUAUUCUUGGCUUUUUUGGGAUUCUUUGGUCUGUUUAUAGUGCUGCUAUGUUAUUAUGUGUCGAUGAAUUACAAGAGAAAAGAAGUCUUCUGCUUUAUCCAGUUUGCUUGUUAUAUAUAUAUUUCUUUUCAUUAUAUUUGGGUGUUUAA
Molecule: messenger RNA, 666 nt
Organism: Dracunculus medinensis (Guinea worm)
Lineage: Eukaryota; Metazoa; Nematoda; Chromadorea; Rhabditida; Dracunculidae
Source: the annotation of a GenBank genome assembly